UAACAAACACCGAGAUGGGUCCAACCUCAUUCUAACCUACUCAUAUUAUUUGCAAGAUCGGCUUCUUCCUUAUCUUAUGACAAUACUGUAGAAAAAGAUAGAAAAAGAAACUUGAAAACCAAGAUGGAAAUGAAUGAAAAUAGUUAUGGGAUGAUGGAUCUGCACUAUGCCAUGGUGAUGUUAGGUGGAGGUGGAGGUGGUAAUGGUGGUGGUAUUAAUCCAUUUGGAUCUGAUUCUACAAUGGGUAUGGGGUCAGCAACCUCGGGUCUUAGCGGCGACAGCGGCAGCGGUGGUGUGGGUGGUGGUAGUGGUGGUUUGGAUAUGGAGGUUGGUGGAAGAUGGUCAAAGGAAGAAACCCUAGCACUUCUUGACAUCAGAGCAAAGCUUGAUUCUAAGUUCAAAGCAGCUAAUCACAAGGGCCAUUUGUGGGAUGAAGUUUCCAUGAUAAUGUGUGGGGAGCAUGGGUAUAAAAGAAGUGGGAAGAAAUGCAGUGAGAAGUUUGAGAAUUUGUACAAGUAUUACAAGAAGAUUAAAGAAGGGAAAGCUGGAAGACAAGACAAGAAACAUUACCGGUUCUUUCACCAAUUAGAAGCUAUAUGCGGUGAAACAAGCGCUAAUGCUAACGCGAAUUCAGUCGCGAAUACAACAUCCCCUCCAUUUCUAGAAGAUGGUUAUCAUCCAAAAAUGGAGGGGACGUUGGCAAAGAAGCGCUGGAAGGCGAAGAUAACGGACUUUAUCGAAACAAAAAUGAACACAAUUAUGGAGAAACAAGACAAAUGGAUGGAGAAGAUGAUGAAUACAAUAGAAGAAAAAGAAAAGGAGAGGAUUUCAAAAGAGAAACAAUGGAGGAAAGAAGAGGCUGCAAGGUUAGAGAGAGAGAAAACAUUUCGAUUACACGAGCGCGCAAGGAUGAUGUCUCGAGAGGCGGCUUUAAUGGAAGCUUUGCACAAGUUAACCAAGAACGAAUCCACAAUUGACGCGUCUUGUAGUAAGCAUUGUAAUGAUCAAGACCAAAUUGUCACAGGUUGGGGAGAAAAUGAGACUGCACAACUAAUAGAACUAAGAAAUAGCAUGGAAACAAGAUUUGAGAAAGGAGGGUGUAUGGAAGAUGUUCUUUGGGAAGAAAUUGCUAUAACAAUGGCUUCUUUGGGUUACAACAGGAGUGCAUUAAUCUGCAAGGCUAAGUGGGAUCACAUUAAUUUUCUGUGGAGAAACAAGAAACAAAAAGGGUGCUCAAACUCUUCUUAUGAUCACCAUGAUCCCAACUUUCAUCAGGUAGGUGAAAGAUUUGUUACAUUCAAUGAUCAACAGAUCAGGGAUGGUGGGAAUAGGGUUUUCAUGAGUGACCCUCAUGAGAUGAUGUGGAAUUACUAUGGAAAGACUAAAGAAAAUAUUUGAUGGUUUUCUUGAUUAUUUAAAGAAGAUAUCAUAGCAUCUGCAUGAAAAUUACUGACUAAAAAGAGAUGUUAGUGUGGUAAUAACCUACAACAUAUUGUUAUUUGGUUUGAAAUUAAAUGAUGAUAUUGUUAUUGUUUGAUUA
Helianthus annuus (common sunflower) is the source of this 1540-nucleotide messenger RNA. Its product is annotated as trihelix transcription factor PTL. The coding region runs from base 124 to 1398 and encodes 424 amino acids. The transcript is spliced from 2 exons. The record is from RefSeq and is a predicted model, not a curated record. Lineage: Eukaryota; Viridiplantae; Streptophyta; Magnoliopsida; Asterales; Asteraceae.